CACAGCUUUGCCCUUCUGGUGGUUUUUUUCUAGCAUCGAGAGAAAAGAAGAGAUCUAAUCCCGACGAGUACGGUACUAGAUACCAACUUAGUACUACACGAAGAUGUCUGACGUCAACGGAGGUGCUACCCCGGCUGGCACCAAGCGCGACCGCGAAGCGGCGGGACUGUCUGAGACCCCUCCGAAAGAUGAAGGGAACUUGCCGAACAUCCCCAACUUGGGCCUUGGAGAAGAGUCGAUGGCCGACGCCAACGGAAACGCCGCGGAGCCCGUGGACGCUGGGGCCCAGGUAUCUCUCGUCUGUUCUUAUUUCAAUUCAGCAGCCCACUUCUCUUCCAUCCUUUUUUGUGGUAAAUUUUGUGGUAAAUCGUGUGGUAGCGCGAGGCCCUUUUGGUGCUAAAUUUUGUGCUAAAUCGACCCGUCGUGAAAAUGUAGUGCGGUUUCGCCUAUGUUUUCAACGGCGCCACUUUUUUAGCAUCCAGAGGAAGUCGCAAAACCGCAUGACUUUACUCAUUUUUUAGCAUUUCAUUUAGCAUUUCGUUUAGCAUUUCAUUUAGCAGGAAAAAUUUAGCAUCGUAUUUAGCACUAGGUUUAGCAUUUCAAAUUAGCACUUCAUUUAGCACGACAGAACUAGCAUCGCAUUUAGCGCGAAAUUUAGCAAAAAAAAUUAGCAUUCCAUUUAGCAUUAGAAAUUUAGCAGUUCAAAAUUAGCAUACAUCUGAGCUCUAGCCUUUUUUUACAUUUUCGCUCCUGUCCCAGAAAAGUAGUAAACUGGAGCAAUUAUAUUUCCUUCCGAAAAUGUACUCGCUUCUAGUAGUUUCAUGCUCUUCUUCUUUCUCAAAUCUUCUCGCGAUCUUCUUCUUACUCAAGUCUUCCCUUCAAAUUUUAUCAAUCACUCUCAACAUCACCCACAGGCCGCCGGCGCGGAGCUGCUGGUGGAUGUUUCGAAGGUGAACAAGCAAGAAAAGGUGCGCAAUUCUGCCCGUAUGCGUGUUGAGAAGGAGUUGACCAACGCUGACCAAGAGGCUAAGGAGAAAGCCGUCUGGGAGGCGCUCAAGAAUAAAAACCGAAAUGGCAAGAACUGGCGCGUCAGCACGGAGCAGCUGAAGAAGCCGCUGAUCGCUGACAAGAACAAGCCUGGCGAGCUCUUGACGCCAUCCCAGUACCUGGAGAAGAACAUCGGAAAGAAGCGCCAGACCUUCAAGAACUUGACCUUCAAGGACAAGAUUUGGGAGACUGUCCUUGAAGCCAUCCAGCAGGACACUAAGAGCCAGGCCAUUAAGUACGGUGAGACUGUUCGGGAGUCUGUGGCCCUUGUGUUCGGAACGGAGAACGCAGAUUCGCAGGUGCAGGAGUUGGCGAAAUUCUUGUGGCUUCAUGCUGAAGCUUUGCGUGAGAUGGAGGAACAGGCUCAGAGGGAUUUGCGUGACGGUGAUUGGAUGGACGACGAUUCUCCGAAGAAGAAAGAUUCUAAGAAGACGACCACUACAACCUCUAGUAGCUCUUCUUCUUCUGCUUCUGCCGCUGGUGCUACUGGUUCUGGUAAUCCCUCCUCGUCGAGCACUGAUAAGCCGUCUGGUCCUGCUGGUCUUGUGCAAGGACUUGACUUCGGUGCAUCUGUUCUUGGUGGUGGAGACCCUCCGAGUGAUGACUCACAGUUUGGUGAUUUGUCGCCGACCACACAGGCUCUUCUGAAUCAGUGCAGCGCCGCUAUGAUUUCCGACACCGCUGACCAACUGGAAGCUGCUGCUGAUCUCACCAAAGCUGACCUUCGUGCACCUCUCACGACAAACGAAGUUGGUGACUGGGAUGCCAGUCGUGGACUAUUGGCGAUCAUCAAGAAGCGUGACACCGUGGGAAACACCGAGUUGCUCCGCGCUGUGUUCUCGGUGGCUCAUCUUGGAGGCCGUAUCUUUAUUUUAUCGUCGUUUUUGUAGAUGGGUCCUGAUGAGGGGUUUCUGCUUCAGUCGAUUUUUAAAGUUUUGCCUAUGUGCGAGGAAGAUCUCUCCCCCAUCAAAUUCAUUUCGGGUUAUCUCUCUGUCGUUUAUAUUUAUACUCAUCGCCAUUUCUUUAUCGCAGGUGUUUACCCGUUCGCCGAGGAGUAUGAGAAGCUUUCGGCUGCUUUGUGCAAGAUGCUCACUACGCGUGCCGCGCAGGGCUACACGAUGAUGGACUUCGUCUAUCGGUACUAAUUUUAGAACUUGUAGUUGAUGAAAGAUGACGGCUUGCAUUCAUUUCCAUAGUCAGGCUAUCGCGUAUUGCAGUCAUGUUGUAGAUCUGUCGUUUCAUAGAGAGAGAGACAGGCUCUGCCUUUAUUAACUUUUUCAUGUGCUUCUUUUCUAUCGUUUUCGAAACGUUUCAGCUUCACAGACGAGCUGAACCUUUGCGCGCCGCACACCAUUCGCUGCGCCAACUUCUUGGACAAGCACAUCCAGAGCAAGACUCUGCGCUUGGUCGGUGUUGAAUAUAUGGAGGUGCGUGAUAUGUUGGACCAAGUUGAAAUCGAGUGCAUUUUCCAGAAUUAUGCCGAUGUCAUCCGUGCCAAGGCCGCCGAGGUGGAUGCGCGCCAGAAGAUCGCCAAUGUAUUACUUUUUUGAGAGCAGCUGGAAUUUAUGUCUUCGCUAGUUGUUACCGUUGUUUCUGUGCAGUGCCUACUCGUGAUUCUCCUGCAUUCGUUGCGUCGUCAAUUCUAUAACUCUACCUCCUUUGCUUUUCUAGCAUGUUCUUUCGGUCAAAAUCUCUGCUCUUUUCUUGCUUCAUCAUUGCUAUCAACCCAUCGCACAACAGCUGCUGAAACCGAUCGGAAUCGCGGUGCGUGAGAAGAAGACGCUGACCGACGAACAGGUCAAGGAAAUCAACGCUGGCUUGGCGAAGGAGUUGGACGCUGCUCGCUCCAACGGUAACGCGGCGACUUUUUAUGCGACUCUGAUGCUGAGUGUUCGCGAUCAUGGUGUGCGUUUUCACUUCGAUUGCAUGGCGGAUACGUUUUUGAACAAGAAGAGCAUCGAGGGCGCCAACAUGAUGCCGAGCCUGUUGAUGCCAAUCGUGGCCUUUCAAAACGUUCGCUUCGCCCGUGAGGAUGGCAAGCGCAUCUUGUCCAACAUCCUCCCGGUCGAUGUCACCAAGUACUAGAAAAUUUAUCAUCUCUCUUUCUUUCGUGAUUCCGUGGCUAGGUGUCGUAGUUUUUGUUGUUUUUGAGAGCUCUUCACGAUUGUAACAGUGGCGAGAUUUUAGACCGUGCUAGGCUUUAGCAGUCUUCUUAUCUAACGGUGGGGUCUUUAUGGUUUUAUUUUCAUUUUCGUCUCUUGAUUAAUCUAGCAACAACUCCUCUCUUCCAGGUUUCGCUUACUCACUGAGAUGCGCCGCCUCGCCUCUCCCGAGUUGCAGUCGGAGAUCGUCUCGUUGGAGCAAGCUACGGACAAACUGAACGGUGAGCAACUGAGCACGUUGAAGGCUGCAGAUGAUGAGUUCCGCAUUCCCGCUGGAUGGGUUUUUGGUGGCAAGUGGGACGUCGCUGCCCGCAAGAUGCAGGACUUCUUCACUUCGACGGUGCGUCAACGUAUGCAGACCAUCCGCCUGGGCCAGAUGGAAGGCAAUGACGACGACAAAGUGUGUGUCGAUUUUGCGCACCGUGUUGCUGCCAAGUAUGGCAUGAAAGAUACUAACGCGGCUGCCAUCUUGAACAAGCUCGGCCAGUUGGUCGACUCGAUCGCCCAAGGUGGAGCGGCUGAAGCAGGUGCUAUUUUUAUAAAUUCUUAUUCUGUUUAAGGUACUUAUAUUUCUAGGCAUUCCCUAUAGGCUAUUGCAGGCAGUGUUCUGAUUUCGACUAUCGUGGUAUCUUCUCUACGGGACUAGUUUUUUGGUGUCUUCGAUUUCUCUCGCAGGUUUUGGGAUUAUUUUUUGAGUUCUAUCGUGUUUCGUUUUCGUGUGACCUCUCGUCUCUCACUCUAUAAUGCUUUUCGCUACCCUCACUUUCCAGUUGUUACUGCCGCCGAGACGUUGCAGAAAAAGCUGAAAUUUGGUGUGGUUUUUUUUAACGAGGCUAUGGACAUCAAGCAUCGCGAAAUUGUUGGCAAGUUUACCACGGCUAUGGCUGCAUCCGCGGAGAAGCUGGCGAUGCAAGCCGCCAAGAACCGCGGCCUUGUGAACGCAGUCAAGGGCACGAAGUAAACGCCCUCUGCGUCUUUUGGGAACUUUUUGAACCUACCAGUUUUGACCAUUUGGCGACACGUCUGGAGCAGUGUGGCCGGCUGGUGUCUGGAGAUGACUCCGAUGACACCGAAGCAUCCACGUCAACCGAGAACCCAUCUUUUCGCCUGCGGGCGACUUCUUGACGAUGCUCUACCCCGACUCGAUAAUCGCUCUUAUAUAAGUUUGUAAAAAUUUUCUUCAUUUUUGAUCGAUAUACUUAGUCAUCAUGUUAUUUAAUUGUCUUGGUAGAUUCCCUUGCGUCCCGUUGUCCUCAUCCCUCCACUGAUGAUGCGAAUGAGCAGAAACAUAGACGUUCGUCUUUGAAUCUUCUCCGGGCAGCAGGCUCGUAACAUCCUGCUAACAACUCAAACAGUGUGCUUCUUUUUGUAGAAAAAUAAUCACUACCCACAACUAACAAGGAAG
Amoebophrya sp. A25 is the source of this 4614-nucleotide messenger RNA. Lineage: Eukaryota; Dinophyceae; Syndiniales; Amoebophryaceae. The record is from the annotation of a GenBank genome assembly.